GCGGUUCGGGCGGAGAUCACACAGGGCCCUGAGGAGCGGGAAGCGGGGGAAGUGAGGACGUGGCCGGUGCCGGCGACGCUUUUGAGACUUUAAGAUCUUGCUCAUCGAAGGAGCACGGUGGGGAGCGAGGGCGGCGGCUGGAGAAGGACGUGGGCAGGCGGGGGCACUUUCGGGAAGUGGAUUAAUUGCAGGGAGCGCCGAGGGAGAAAAGGGCCUUCGGGAGCCAAGGGUGGGGACUCUUUUUUCCCCUGGGAGGGGAGGCAGGUUCAAAGGCCGGUGGCAGAACUGUGAAGGAGCUGCCCCUGCAGGGAGGCUACUGCUGCCUCUGUGGGGUCAGAGGCUGCUGGGACUGGGGGCGGCUGGGCUGGAGGCUGAGAAUGGCCUGUGUGAGCUCCAGGACUCCUAGGACCGAGGCCCCCACUGCUCCAGGGGGGGCUUCACGAGUGUCUCUAGACACAUAUAGGCCUCCAUAUCUGGUGGGUACAGUAGGCCCCCAGACCAGACUUGGCAGGGCUGCACCUUCCCCCGCCCACUCCAGUCUUCCUCCAGUAGGUGGCCAAGGUGAGCUGGGCUUCUGCACGGCCCGAAGUUCACGGACCCAGCCUCGCCUCUGGCCAGGAUGAAUUGGCAGGAGGUGUCCAAAGUGGGAGCUGGGAGCCGGAACUCUGGCGUCUGGUGUGCUGACCCAAGCAGCCUCUGGCGGGGUCUGAGCUGAUGAAGAGGGCUCCGGUCCUGGGGCAGCUCCCACGGAACGCUGACCACCAGAGGAGAUCAAGAGCAGAGGCAUCUUCGGCCCUCCGUGGGUUCUCAGGGCUUUGCAGAGACAUGCUGCUGCUCAAGAAACAGACGGAAGACAUCAGCAGCGUCUAUGAGAUCCGGGAGAAGCUCGGCUCGGGCGCCUUCUCUGAGGUGAUGCUGGCCCAGGAGCGGGGCUCCUCACACCUUGUUGCCCUCAAGUGCAUCCCCAAGAAGGCCCUUCGAGGCAAGGAGGCCCUGGUAGAGAACGAGAUCGCAGUUCUCCGCAGGGUCAGCCACCCCAACAUCGUGGCUCUGGAGGAUGUCCACGAGAGCCCUUCCCACCUCUACCUGGCCAUGGAGCUGGUGACAGGCGGCGAGCUGUUUGACCGCAUCAUGGAGCGUGGCUCCUACACAGAGAAAGACGCCAGCCACUUGGUGGGCCAGGUCCUCGGGGCCGUCUCCUACCUGCACAGCCUGGGCAUCGUGCAUCGAGACCUCAAGCCUGAAAACCUCCUCUAUGCCACGCCCUUUGAGGACUCCAAAAUCAUGGUCUCCGACUUCGGCCUCUCCAAAAUCCAGGCUGGCAACAUGCUGGGCACUGCCUGUGGGACCCCGGGAUAUGUGGCCCCGGAGCUCUUGGAGCAGAAACCCUACGGGAAGGCUGUGGAUGUGUGGGCCCUGGGUGUCAUUUCCUACAUCCUGCUGUGUGGGUACCCCCCCUUCUACGACGAGAGCGACCCUGAACUCUUCAGCCAGAUCCUGAGGGCCAGCUACGAGUUUGACUCUCCCUUUUGGGAUGACAUCUCAGAAUCAGCCAAAGACUUCAUUCGGCACCUUCUGGAGCGAGAUCCCCAGAAGAGGUUCACCUGCCAGCAAGCUUUACAGCAUCUUUGGAUCUCGGGGGAUGCGGCCUUUGACAAGGACAUCCUCGGCUCAGUCAGUGAGCAGAUCCAGAAGAAUUUUGCCCGGACCCACUGGAAGCGAGCAUUCAACGCCACCUCCUUCCUGCGCCACAUCCGCAAGCUGGGCCAGAGCCCCGAGGGCGAGGAGGCAUCAGAGCGGAGGCUGGCCCGCCACAGCCACCCUGGCCUCCAGUCUGGCCAGCCCCCCAAGUGGUGAUGCCCAGGCAGACGCUGUGGCCGAGUGCGUUGACUUGGUGGCCCCUUCCAGACCUCUUUCCCCACCCCCAAGACCCCGGGCUGGCCUCUGCUGGAAAGUUCGAGAUGUGUGGGUGUGGUGCACAGCACUGGGGCAGGAGUGGGACUCCCCUCUGCCCUCUGUGCCUAGGGGCUGAUGGGUUGUGUGCAUGGGGACGCACAGGGAUGCCCUCCACUGUUACCACCACACCCCCUCUAGGAACCAAGGCGGCUUCCAGGGGCAGUUCCUCCUGCACGCCGCUCUGUGCUUUGCUGACUGUGGUGGUCCCGCUUUGUGUCGUAGCCCUCCAGCCCCCCUCCAGUUUUCCCCGAAUCAAUAAAGACAGACAGAGCAAUGGGCCAAUAGUGAGCUGGAGGG
Lutra lutra (Eurasian river otter) is the source of this 2253-nucleotide messenger RNA. It is a transcript of the gene PNCK, whose product is annotated as pregnancy up-regulated nonubiquitous CaM kinase. Gene Ontology annotation, cellular component: intracellular anatomical structure. NCBI's taxonomy places the organism in Eukaryota, Metazoa, Chordata, Mammalia, Carnivora, Mustelidae. The transcript has 13 exons. The record is from RefSeq and is a predicted model, not a curated record. The coding region runs from base 715 to 1857 and encodes 380 amino acids. Gene Ontology annotation, biological process: peptidyl-serine phosphorylation. Gene Ontology annotation, molecular function: calmodulin binding; calcium/calmodulin-dependent protein kinase activity; ATP binding.